AAUAAAAUAUAAAUCAAUAUUUCACAUGCUUAUACAUGAGAGGAAAAGGUAAAAGAACAAGUUAAUAAUUUAUAAUUAAUUGUAAAUUGAUAUUUCUCACAUACAAUUAGUAAGGACUCAGGAGUCGAGAAAUAACAAAUAUUGUAUUCUUUAUCUCCAAUAACCAAUUUUAACAUAAAAAUCACGUACAGUUGUUUUAAAUAUGAACACAUUCAUGUAUUUACAAUAAAAUAAAAUAAAAUUGUUUCGAUCAUUGUAAUCGAUUGCCAAUUAUAUAGGUAAUAGUUCUACUUAUGCCCUAAUGUUAUUAUAUCUACCACACACCCACCUGUAAAAGUAGAGUUACAUUGAAGCCCGAAGUUUAUGAAUAGUUGAGCAAUCAAUAAUUAUAUUCAUAAUUUGAAGUUUAAUCAAUUGCUGGACAUAAUGGAACUAGUGAAGAUUGCUAAAACAAAUUUACGCAAAAACUUAAAAAAAAAACUGUCACAUAUGACUGCUAGUGAAAUUGCUGAACAAUCAAAAAUAAUAACUAACAAAAUAUUAUCUCACCCAGUAUACAUAAGAAGCAACAGAGUGUCAAUAUACCUCAGUAUGAAUUCUGAAGUGCAAACAAAUAAUAUUGUCGAAAACAUUUUUGACUCAAAAAAAACAUGUUUUAUUCCAAAAUACAACAAAUAUGAAAUGCUUAUGGUGAAUAUAAAAUCAAUGGAUGAACUUAAUAGUUUGCCAAAAACUAAAUGGAAUAUAUCACAACCGGCCGAUGAUGAUGUGCAUGAGGAUGCAUUAACAACAGGUGGUUUAGAUUUGAUAAUAGUGCCAGGCUUGGGUUUCACCAUGGAUGGAAAACGAUUAGGACGAGGAAAAGGUUAUUAUGAUCGAUGCAUAACUGAAUAUAAAAAAAAAUAUCCAUUUAAUAAUUUGAAAACUAUUGGGUUGGCAUUUAGUGAACAAAUAUGUGAUGACAUACCCACAAGUCAACAAGACAGUUUGAUAGAUUUUGUAAUUUGUCCUUAA
Molecule: messenger RNA, 1014 nt
Organism: Myzus persicae (green peach aphid)
Lineage: Eukaryota; Metazoa; Arthropoda; Insecta; Hemiptera; Aphididae
Gene: Mthfs
Product: 5-formyltetrahydrofolate cyclo-ligase
Exons: 5
Coding region: 427-1014 (195 amino acids)
Biological process (GO): tetrahydrofolate interconversion; folic acid-containing compound biosynthetic process
Cellular component (GO): mitochondrion
Molecular function (GO): 5-formyltetrahydrofolate cyclo-ligase activity
Source: RefSeq, a predicted model, not a curated record